AUGGUCCAACUUGUGGGUUCUCUCCGGAAAGAGCUGGCCGACUCCCUAUCCACCUGCAAGGUUUUGGUGGUGGGGGCAGGAGGGAUUGGCUGUGAGCUGCUGAAGAACCUGGUCCUCACCGGCUUCAAAAACAUAGAAGUGAUCGACUUGGACACCAUCGAUGUGAGCAACCUGAACCGUCAGUUCCUCUUCCAGAAGAAGCAUGUCGGCAAAUCUAAAGCACAGGUGGCCAAAGAAAGCGCCUUGCAGUUCUGCCCCAGUGCUAACAUCACAGCCUACCACGACAGCAUCAUGAACCCUGAUUACAAUGUGGAGUUCUUUAGGAAGUUCGUGCUGGUGAUGAAUGCUUUAGAUAACAGAGCUGCCCGUAACCAUGUGAACAGGAUGUGUUUGGCUGCUGAUAUUCCUCUGAUUGAAAGCGGCACUGCUGGGUACCUGGGACAGGUCACCGUCAUCAAGAAGGGAAUGACGGAGUGCUAUGAGUGUCAACCCAAGCCGGCCCAGAAGACCUUCCCAGGAUGCACCAUAAGAAACACACCAUCUGAGCCCAUUCACUGCAUUGUGUGGGCCAAAUAUCUGUUCAAUCAGCUAUUCGGAGAAGAAGAUGCAGAUCAAGAGGUGUCGCCAGACACCGCUGACCCAGAGGCCUCCUGGAACCCCGAAGACACGGCGGCCCGAGCCACCGCCUCAGAAAAGGAUGGAGACAUCAAGCGCAUCUCCACCAAAGAGUGGGCCCGCUCCACCGGGUAUGACCCCGUCAAGCUUUUCAACAAGCUUUUCAAAGAUGACAUCAUGUACCUGCUGACCAUGGACAAGCUGUGGAAGAAGAGGAAAGCGCCUACGCCUCUCGACUGGAAGCAGCUGGAGAAAAGCGCCCAUCCCAGCGAGGAGGUUCCAGCCUCAGGCCUGAAGGACCAGCAGGUUUUGGGCGUCUGGGGGCACUGCCAGCUGUUCCAGCACAGCGUGGAGACUCUGCGCGCACAGCUGCAGGAGAAAGGCGAGGGCGCCGAGCUGGACGACCCCCCGGCCAUGGACUUUGUCACCGCCGCCGCCAACCUGCGGAUGCACAUCUUCAGCAUGAACACCAAGAGCCGCUUCGAUGUCAAGUGUAAGUUUGCUGUCUCUGUUGGUGAGCUGAGCUGGUUUCUGUCGCUCUCGGCUGAGGCUGAUGGUCUGUGUCCUUCAGCCAUGGCAGGAAACAUCAUCCCCGCCAUCGCCACCACCAACGCCGUCAUCGCUGGACUCAUCGUGUUGGAGGGGCUGAAGAUCCUCUCUGGGGAGCUGGAGUCCUGCCGCACGAAGCUGCUGGUGCCGUGCAUCCUGGACCCGCCCAGCGCAAACUGUUACGUCUGCGUCAGCAAGCCAGAAGUCACAGUCAAACUCAACGUCAACAAGACGGCCGUCCUCUGCCUGCAGGACCGGAUCCUGAAAGAGAGGUUCGGCAUGGUGGCUCCAGAUGUUCAGAUUGAGGACGGGAAAGGAACCAUCCUCAUCUCAUCAGAAGAGGGAGAGACAGAAGCCAACAACAACAAAUUCCUCUCUGACUUUGGGAUUCGCAACGGCAGCCGUCUCCAGGCGGACGACUUCCUGCAGGACUACACGCUGCUCAUCACCGUCCUGCACAGCGAGCAACUAACGGUCCGCGUGUCCCUCCCUGCUGGCAGCGAGGAGCUGGAGCGGGACGUGGAGUUCGAGGUCGUUGGCGAGGCCCCAGAUAAAGCUCCGCCCCCUCAGAGCAACCAGGAGGAGGUCAACAGCAUCACCAACGGCAACAAGGACUCAGCCAAGCCGUCCACGUCCCUCAAAGCUCCAUCAGACGACGACGACGUCAUGAUCGUGGACUCGGAUGAGGAGGAAGGCGCCUCGUCCAGCUCCGCGGCGCCGGCCAGCGGCACCAAGAGGAAGCACCCCGACCAGGAGACCGGAGAGACCUCCACCAAGCGGGCGCGGGUGGAGCAGCCCAGCGCGGCGGCCGCAACCAACGACGACGAUGACGACGACGACAUCAUCGCUCUGGACUGA
Menidia menidia (Atlantic silverside) is the source of this 2022-nucleotide messenger RNA. NCBI's taxonomy places the organism in Eukaryota, Metazoa, Chordata, Actinopteri, Atheriniformes, Atherinopsidae. The record is from the annotation of a GenBank genome assembly.